This is a messenger RNA of Caenorhabditis elegans, 4226 nucleotides long. RefSeq names its product Suppressor of presenilin protein 4 (gene spr-4). The transcript is spliced from 7 exons. The record is from RefSeq and is marked reviewed. Bases 11 to 3940 code for a protein of 1309 amino acids. Gene Ontology annotation, cellular component: nucleus. NCBI's taxonomy places the organism in Eukaryota, Metazoa, Nematoda, Chromadorea, Rhabditida, Rhabditidae.
UUCAGGGUAAAUGUCGUCGGAACCAACUUCUUCAAUCGAGUCGGACAAUCUACGGCGCUCGAAACGAAAGAAGUUCAAGCUCGACUUUGUCGCUGCUGCCCAUGGCAACAACCAGAAAAAGAGUCGUAAGGAUCCUCAUGGGCAGGGAGAUGAUGAUGACGACACUUUUGAUGACGAUCUGAAUCAUUUUGAGCCAUUGAGCGUUCUCACGGAGCAAGACGUUUCGAUGGAAAUGUUUGAAGAUGAUGAAGAGGAUACUGUAAGCCGACGGAGGACGAGACGAAGCACGGCUCAUUUUCAGGAUUAUCAAGAGCCUGACAGAUGGAUUGAGAACUCUGGCCCACAUGCUUGCCAUAAAUGUCCAUCCCGGUACGAGUCGAAAAGCAGUCUGGCGAACCACACAAAAAUGCAUCUUGGCGAGAAGCGGAAGUUUGCCUGUGAGCUGUGUGAUUUCUCGGCGAGCACACUGAAAUCUCUCACUCAUCAUAACAAUAUUCAUCAGAAUUUUGGGGUUCUUAGUCAGCAGACGAGUCCCGUGAUUCCCGUGGCAAGCUCGGCAGAUUCUACACUCAAUUCUUCUAUAAACUCCACUGGAUGCCAAAUCAAUGCUCCACCUGCUCCGAAGCUCGACGAGGAAGCUCCAAUUGCCGUAGAAUCGGUAGUAGUUCAUCAUGAAGACGUUGCCGAAUUUGACACUACACCUCCACCUAUACUAGAACGUGAGGAUGAUGGACCUCCGGUAUUGAUAAGAGAAGCACCGGUUCGUAAAUCGAAUCGUCCAAUGAAACCAACUCAAAAAGCUCAAAAAAUGACAAAGCAACGAGAGCGGAAGUCGAAAACAGUUGAAUCACCGAAAGGAUCACUUCCAUCAUCAUCCGCAUCUUCAGUAACUCCACCACCAGUGAGAAAAGAUGUCGAAAAACCAAAAAUCUUUGUAAAAACUACAAAGAAGAAUUUGAAAAAGACGAUGAAAAUUACAAAGGUUCGUCAACGCUGCCCUCAUUGUCCUUUCACUACAAGUACAGUAACCCGUCUUAAUCGGCAUAGCGGUGGACAUAAACUCAAAGAGGGAUAUAUAUGUCCGUCUGAGAAUUGCAAUUUUAUGUGUAGAAAAGCUGGAUUCCUUCAAAAACACUAUAUCCUCCAUAAAGGUACUCUUCCGUGGCCACCAGAAUAUGUGAAGAAGGGCGGAGCCAAGAUGAAGAGAACUUUUCCAGAAAGUGAAGAAAAGAAGAUUGAGGUUACAGAAAAGGUUCAGAAGAUGAAAAAGAUGCAUAAGAGAAGAGCAAAUACUGUACAAGUUGUGGCAAAGGCGCAGUUAAAAUCGUAUAUAAAAGUUGAAGUUGAUGAUGUAAUUUUCAAAAAAUGCAAUAUCGGAGAAUGUGAAUUCCUUACACAAACAUUGACACAAUUAAUUGUUCACAAGGUCAAGACUCACGAUACGAAAACUGCUUUUCCUCAACAUCGAUUCUUGUGCUUAACAUGUGGUCAUCGUGCCAAAUCAUAUGCGGCUCUUCGUACUCAUAAGCUCAUUGAGCACACCUCUACGCACAAGCGGUUUCAUAGAACGUACUAUUUGAAGGAAUGUGUUGGCGACAAGUUUUUCGUAAAAUAUAAUCUUUCGAAAGUUCAAGAAGAAGUUAAAGAAGAGCCAAAGGAAGCUGAUGGAGAUGAGUCUGGUGAUGAAUCGUUUGAUUCAAUGUGCCCCGCUUCAGACGUCCAUCCUGAAACACUGGCUGCCAUCGAGAUGAAAGAUGUGUUCUUUUGUUGUAAUAUGUGUCCGUACAAGGCACCAACAAUGAAUCGUUGUCAGAGACAUUAUGACAAACAUUUCAAAAAUGACGAGUUCAAAUGUCAAUAUUGUUCGUGGUCAUCAAGAAGUAAAGAAGUGAUUGUCAAUCAUGAGAAGCUACAUCCAACUGUAGUAGUUGCCAAUACCAAUGAGGCCCCAGUGGUGAAGAAUGAGAUAGAAGCCAAAGUAGAAGUGUUAUCGAAAACUGUCUCAUCGCCUGUAGAAUGUACGGAAGAAUCGUCUCUCUCCAAGUCCAUCCAACUCUGGUGUCAACGUGAGAAGCUUCGGCAUCCGGAGCUUGACGAGCAAUUCACAAGAAAGAUGAUAGAUGGUGUCAAAGGAUUCCAAUGCACAGAUUGUCCGUAUACCUCUAAAUACCGAGGUGACAUGAGAUCUCAUAAGAAACGGCAUGAUAUAGAACAAUUGUAUCGUUGUGUUCAAUGCACAUAUACCACGAAUCGACCGGUUUCAUUGAAGGAUCAUCUUAAGCAGCAUGCGAUUGUCAACAUGUCGAUUGCAGAUAUCAAAAGUAGAAGAGUUGUGGUUAAUCAAGGUGUAAAGAUCGGAAUGCGUAGAGGUGUUGGAAAGGAUAAAAUUUACUGCUGCGAUAAGUGUCCAUAUGUAACACUUGCAUUGGGAUGCCUCUGGAGACAUCAUCGGAAUCAUAGAGAUACUGCAAAGAUCAAUAUUUGCUCGAAUUGCUCAUAUAGUUCGAUUGAUCAACGAAAGAUGGAAGAACAUACAAUUAUUCAUCUUGGAUUGGGACUCAAUGAAGCAGUUCCUUUUGUGAAAAGAGUUGAUCAGAAAGGACGACCAGUAUCAUCGUUGACUGAUCUAAAUUCUGAAAAGAUGAAUGAAAGGAAAUCAACUAAACGGAAAAUGUUGGAUAAGGUGGAAAAGAUGGAAGUCGGAGAAGAUGAGGAAGAUGAUGAAGAGUCAGUGGACAAGGGUACGGAUGAUGGAGAUUACAAGCAGAGACCAGAGAAGAAACGGAAACAAAGCAGCGAAGAACCAGCAUCGGAUCCUGAACUAUUCGGUUCAUCAUCUCAGCCAACUCGUCAACUUUCUGAACGAGCUACUAGAAAUCGAAUCAAUUACUCGCUACUUUCCAAAAAUGGAAGUGGAAAGCCAACCCCGUCGACAAGUUCUGCGAAUUUGGAGAAGCUUGCAGGAUCAUCUGGAGGUGCAUCCAGCGAAUCCCCUGAGCCAGACGAGUCGGUUGAGGUGUCGCACUGGAAGAUUCGCACUUUUUUGAGAUCGGAAUAUGGUGUCAAAGAAUCCCUCAAAUGCCCAGACUGUCCGUACAAAAGUUCCGAACCGGAUGUGCUCGAGAAGCAUCGGUACUACCACAUGACAAAAACAACACCUCGACCAUACGCAUGUAGUGACUGUACAUUUAAUACAUAUACUCCAACAGCUCUCCUCCAACACCUCAAACUUCACUCCGAAGGUGUAUACUUUGAUCCAAUGGUGAAAAAGCAUAUGAAGCAUCGGAAGGGCGACUCGAUACCACCCGGUGUCAAGGGAUAUUACUGUAAAAACUGCAGUUUCAAAACGUCUAUUCAUCGAAAUUUCAUCGAGCACUCUGCGUAUCAUCGACAGCAAUUGAUUAAUCGAAUCAAUAUAACUCUGAAACGACAACCUCCUCGAAUCGAGUAUCAGAGACCGAAGCUUAAGCAUCAGUUUGUAGCCAAAAACGCGAAAUACUGCAAGAAAUGCACAUUUAAAUGUGUAUCACAAAGCAAUUUCAUUGAGCACUUGGACAGACAUGGAUGGAAUCAACUUUACAAAUGUUAUAGCUGUGAUUAUUCGGAUAACACAAAAUCUGUUGUCGAUUUCCAUCAACUUAAUCAUCAUAUUGUCAAAGAUCAGACACUACACAGUAUCUGUCAAUCAGCAAAGUUCCGACUCGAAAAUGGAGUAAUACAGAUACCAGAGACUGAGAAAUCAAAACCAACACCGGAUGAGUUCGUCUCCAAGACGCGCGGGUUGCUCAAAUGUCCGAGUUGUGAGUAUUUCUGUCACGUGUCAUCCGAGUUGGCAUUCCACAUGUCAGUGCAUCAUUUGACAGAACCAAAUGCUCGUGAAACAAUAUCAUAUCUUCACAUGGGAUUGGUACCACCAAAAGCUACCGUAACCACCGUUUGAUAUAUUCCAAAAUACAGUUUCGGAAAUUUUUAAUGAUUUAUUUUUGUGAAAAACUUAUUGUUCAUCAUCUCGUAUUAGUCUUACGGGUUGUCAAAAUCCCGAUCCCCCCAAAUCAACUGUCCCACUCAAAAUGUUGUUUCUCUUUUGAAUAUUCAAUUUCUAAAUGUUUCUCUAUUCCUGAAUUUUCAACGUAUAUCUCAACUAAUAAUGUGUAUCUAUUUUAUUCCAAUUAAUUAUUAUCCUUUUUUUCCAAAAUUUUUUUCAUGAUAAAGUUUUAUAUUUAAAU